Molecule: messenger RNA, 3274 nt
Organism: Toxorhynchites rutilus septentrionalis
Lineage: Eukaryota; Metazoa; Arthropoda; Insecta; Diptera; Culicidae
Product: protein embryonic gonad-like
Exons: 3
Coding region: 1241-2293 (350 amino acids)
Biological process (GO): regulation of DNA-templated transcription
Molecular function (GO): zinc ion binding; sequence-specific DNA binding; DNA-binding transcription factor activity
Source: RefSeq, a predicted model, not a curated record
UUCUCCAUUACACAUCUCUCGGGCUCGGACUCUGGUUCUUUGCCGCUGGUGUUGCUCAGAGAGUUCGAUGUUUUGCUGUUUGUUUUUUUUUUGUUUGUUUGUAUGUUUGUUGUUUUGGCGGUUUCAUUUCGUAUCGUUUCGCUCAGGGGACGGAGUUCCUCGCUGGCAGGCGCGCAAGUCUCUCGGUUAGAACAAGUGGCUCGCAAGGCUUUUUGCAUUGUAUUUUUUUGUUUUGUUUAUUUCACUGUGCCAUCGCUGGUAUGAUCGUGAAGUGUUCGCUCCUGUACGGGGAGAACUUCCUGAAGAAGUGACCUUGCCAUGAAAAGAUCGUGAAGAACGGAUUCUGUAUGUUAAACGGCUCUGAUGGAAUAAUGAGGAUUUGUACGCGCAUGCGAUGGUUUUAACACACGAAGCCUCGAGCAAACGGGAGAAGAAGAUUUAUGCUAAUAAAGUGAUCUCAGUCAAUCGCAUGACGAGAGCAGGGAAUGAUUAUCAAAGGGAUUAGUGUCAGCUGUUAAUUGACCGACAGAGCAACGAUCCGGUGGACCUUUUGCUUUGCGGUGGGUAAUGCUCACGCCAAGCGACACGUGCCUUUGCCUCUCCGGAGGUUUGCAACGAUAAUCACAAUAAAACAACGGGCAGAGGAAUACCCAACACGGAGUGCAUAAAUUGUUCUUUAUUUGCUUGUACUGGCAUCCCCAUUACAUGGUGUUACAUUUCAUUAUCUUGUACAACGCCGCGUCGAAUGUUUUUCCCGUCGCCAGCAUUGGCCCUGCUCGGUCCGGAGUGCGUAGUGUAACAAAACAGAGCCCGAAUAGUGUUGAAACAAGCGCUCUGGGUUAAUUUUCGCUGAAGUGAUUACCAACAACAUUAUCUAGUGCGGUGAGAUUUAUUAACUGGAGCCUGUGUACUCUCGUGUGCCGCGGUGAUAUCGAGCUAACCAAUCCCAAACAAGCCGAGUGAUCCGAGGAAAGCUAUCCUCUUUGUUGAUACGGAUCUCUGGUGUUGUGCCGGGCACAUUGUCGUGGAUUUUGUGGUUUUUGUUUGGGAAGCUGCCGAGACAAGGUAUAUGUUUGGGUGCCUAAUUAGCGGAAUUGACAAGUGGAAGGUUUGCUUUGUAGUGUUUUUUUCUUCGUUGCGUUGGUCGUUACUUUUGAAGUGCAAAUAACUGGAGAAGAACACGCUCUUGGGUUGACGCUUCCUGGGUUGUGGAGAUCCUGACAAGAGAUAGAGAUACAAGAUGAAUCAACAGUGCAAGGUGUGCGGUGAGCCGGCCGCCGGUUUCCAUUUCGGAGCGUUCACCUGCGAAGGGUGUAAGUCAUUCUUCGGCCGCACAUACAAUAAUUUGUCAUCGAUUUCGGAAUGCAAAAACAACGGCGAAUGUGUCAUCAACAAGAAGAAUCGCACCGCCUGCAAGGCGUGCCGUCUCCGCAAGUGUCUGGUGGUUGGAAUGUCCAAAAGCGGUUCCCGAUACGGCCGCCGGUCGAAUUGGUUCAAAAUUCAUUGUCUACUGCAGGAGCAGCAGGCCCACAAGAACAACAACAAUAACAACAACAGCUUGGCCAGCAACAACAAUAAUGACACCAGCAGCAGUAACAGUCUUAGCAUCAGCAGCACCAAUAACAACAACAAUGGCAGUAGUAAUAACAGUUCUUCGGGGCUGCUGCCAAAUGGUUUCCUUCCCAGCAGCUUUCUCUCGAAUCUCUGCAAUAACAAUAACAAUAACAACGUGGCAAUCAAAAAGGAGAUGAAACCUAGCUCACCCUGCGAUUCCGGUGCAUCUUCUGCGGACCCGGAGGAAAGCACCAGUACUAAGGACUCUCUCGCAGCGUAUAAUCACACGAUCUCAGCCAAGGUGGAAGUUCCGGAGGUGACACUCACCAAAAUAAGUCCGAAAGUUAGCCGUAUCCCCGCAACUUCUUCAGCGCUCACUACCGCCAGUACCACCGACAGCUUCCGUCCGCUGCUCGAUCGAAUGUCACCCUACCUGCAUCAUGGUGCGUAUCGACCUGACGCUUCACCAUACUUCCCGAUGCCCUUUGCCAUCCCACCAGUGUCCCUGGCACUGAUAGCGAACAGCAAACAUGACCACCACGAGCAGCACGAACCGAUAGACCUAUCGAUGAAAUCGAAAUCAUCAAACUCCUCCGAUUCUCCACUGCGGCUCGAGUCUGCGUCCCCUCUGCUGGGGGAUGUGUCCGACCCGGAGCAACUGCCUUCUUCCGCAACCAGCAUCAGUCGACCCGUGCCGCUGGAUCUAACCUUUGUGCGGACGAAACCACUCUCUGGGUGAUAGCUCCAGUAAUUUUCUAUACUCAUCGCAUUUUUUUUUUCCUAAAUUGUGACUUACCUUUUUUCGACUAUCUACUCUUCUAGAAUAGUUUGCGCGUAGACCUAAGAGAAUUAUCUUUGAUACAAAUAAACCCGAGAAAAUCACAAAAGUGCCAAAAUUGCUCCAUAAAAUGAAACUUAAAAACAUAUAAAGUCCUCGCAUUAAAAAAAGGAAAUGAAUACUAUUGAAACCACAAUGAAAUGAAAAACAACAAAGGUCAGUUGGGAGCGUUUCCCAAACAGAUUGAAUGACAGAAAAGAAUGCUCAGUGAUUUCAAAACCAGUUGUAGUUAUAUACUCAUAAUAAAAAAUUGUAAACUAUAUAGUGUUAACACCAACCGACGGUUAGUCACGUAGCGACAGCUGUAGCCAGUUAGGGACCAAUUUGCCAGUUUCAAGUAUAGAUUAAGAACUCACACCUUCUCUGUGUCCCGCCAAAUUUGUAGCUACGAUAUUUCGUAGAAAAUUGUGUGUGUACCCUAGACUAUAGUUUGUUUCGGCGUCAUUAUUUUGAUUCCCCGGAACCAAAAUAGAAGCGGGAAAUUGUUUAAGAUCAAUAGCUACAAACAAAACCUCAAAACAGGAAUCCACUGAUGGUGCCAGAUGACAUUGUACAAAUUAUACUCAAACUCAAAAGGUGGGAUGUGGGUGUCAUCCAGAGCCCCAUUUCCACCACAAGAUUGCAUUUGUUUUUUUUUCUUAGCCGUUAUCAGCGACAAUAGUUUAAUUGAUUUGUGUUUUAUCAGAGAGUUUUUAUUUCUUCAACUUAUUUAUUGAUAUUAGCUUGUACUCUCGAAUAGGAGAUUUCAGAUAGCGCCAGCAUGUCAUCCCCAAAAGUACUAGAUAGCGAGUUUACCUGUCGUACUAUUCAUGACCGCAUAGAUUUUCCACCUAGUUGUAAAUAGUUUUGUGUUGUUUUUAGUGAAAUUUUAGUUCCGUGAUC